This is a messenger RNA of Camellia sinensis, 708 nucleotides long. The record is from RefSeq and is a predicted model, not a curated record. NCBI's taxonomy places the organism in Eukaryota, Viridiplantae, Streptophyta, Magnoliopsida, Ericales, Theaceae.
AUGGCAUUGCUUGAAGAUAAACCUGCAGACAUUAAUGAAUAUAGUACUACAGAACAAGUUGCCCUUUCUGAAUCUUGGAAAAGGUUCAAUAGACUCAGUUUGAUGUUCAUGAAGAUGACCAUUGCAAAUAACAUCAAGACCUCCUUACCUCAAACUGUUAAUGCAUUGGAAUACUUAAAGGCUGUUGAAGAUCGAUUUAGAUCUGCUGACAAGUCACUUGCUGGCACUAUUAUGGCUGAAUUGACAACAAUGAAAUAUGAUGGCAACCGAGGAGCUCAAGAUCACAUCCUCAAUAUGGCUGACAAAGCUGCAAAACUUAAAACUUUAGGGAUGCAAGUUGAUGAAACUUUCCUCGUGCAGUUUAUUCUCAACUCACUUCUAUCACAGUUUGGCGCAUUCAAAAUUCACUAUAACACCAAUAAAGAUAAGUGGAGUUUGACUGAGCUGACUAAUAUGUGUGUUCAGGAGGAAGUGAGGUUGAGGAAGGAAGGACGUCAAACUGCAUUGGCUAUAACUCAUGGAGCUAUAAAGAAAGAGAAGGACAAGUCUAAAGGGUACAAAUUCUAUUGUCCUAAUCACAGUACGAGGAUAGUAGAGACUGGUAUUGCUAGAUUCCUAGAGAAUGGUGAAAUUAGUGGGAGUGAAAAAACACGAGUGGUGAAUUUUGAGGAAAUUAGGGUGGAUGUCCCAACAUUUGACCCUUAUUGA